This is a messenger RNA of Betta splendens (Siamese fighting fish), 3012 nucleotides long. Its product is annotated as histamine H3 receptor. Gene Ontology annotation, biological process: adenylate cyclase-activating adrenergic receptor signaling pathway. The record is from RefSeq and is a predicted model, not a curated record. Gene Ontology annotation, cellular component: membrane. NCBI's taxonomy places the organism in Eukaryota, Metazoa, Chordata, Actinopteri, Anabantiformes, Osphronemidae. Bases 748 to 2046 code for a protein of 432 amino acids. The transcript has 3 exons. Gene Ontology annotation, molecular function: histamine receptor activity.
CUUUGAUCAGCUGCUGGGCGAACAGAGAGGCGAAACGACAAGUGAGCGGAAAUCACCGCAGCGCCGUCGGAAGUUGCCUCCGUCCCAAAAUAAAGGCGUGAGUGUUCGGGCGCACCCGCUGACUUCGUACACGCAGAAGACUUUUAAUUUAAAAAAAAGCAAAGCUUUGCAUUAAACAUACGACAACGACCAGCCUAAGCACGAGGUUAUGUCAGUCGUGCUUAAACAUGGCUGUAAAUUUAACUUGUAAUUUGACCAAAUGUUCGCUGAGGUCAUGUGUGAUACAAUGAUUGCCUCGUGUCUUUAUUAGUUGAAACAUUUAAUAGUGUUGUUCGGUAAAAACCUUGCCUUAGGUGGUUUAUUUUGAAACGAUGACCGGAUGUAGUCAUUGCUCCGUGCUCUGUCUCGCUUGACGCCGGGGACAAAAGCCACUGAGCGCCCCGUGGCGCCCGCACAUGCACCGCACAAUCUGCGCUGUAGAUGAGCCGGCUGCGCAGAGAGCGCUCCUAAAAGGAAAGCGAUUACUAUGAUUUAUUGAAAACGUUAAAAAUCAGUUUUUACUUAGGCUUGACCUUUGUUUCAUAAGAUCAAGCGUCUGAAUUGUUUUAUUCGUGGACCAGAAAAUGGGAGCUCUUGGAAAAGUGUGUAAAUGCGCUCGCACGUCUCCACUCAUGUCUGACUCUCGGGUAAAGUGGAGCGCAGCGUUCGGGCGCGCACUUGGACUCGGCAGUUUUUUCCGUGCGUGAAAUGAAAAUCUACCAUGAUCCUGGCUUUGCAUUAACCAUGGGCGCGCACCUGCUGGAGUCCAACUCCAGCGGCAACUUGACUCCCGCCGUGUCCGAGGCUGAGGCUGUCCUGCCGGGCUACCUGGUGGUGGUCCUGUCGGUGCUCAUGGUGACUCUGGUCGUGGUCGUGGUGGCUGGAAACGCGCUGGUGAUCAUGGCUUUUAUUGUGGAUAAAACUCUGCGCAAUCAGAGCAACUACUUCUUUCUGAACCUCGCCAUUUCGGAUUUUCUCGUGGGUGCCUUCUGCAUCCCCGUAUACAUCCCAUACAACCUGACUGGCCGCUGGAUGCUGGGGAAGGGUCUCUGCAAGGUGUGGCUGGUCAUGGACUACCUGCUCUGCACUGCCUCCGUCUUCAACAUCGUCCUCAUCAGCUACGACCGCUUCCUGUCGGUCACUAGAGCAGUUAAAUACAGAGCCCAGAGGAACAUGACCCGCCAGGCCGUGUUCAAGAUGGUGGCCGUGUGGGUGCUGGCCUUCCUCCUCUACGGCCCUGCCAUCAUCUUCUGGGAGGCCAUCGUGGGCGAGAGCAUCGUCCCGGCCCACGAGUGCUACGCCGAGUUCUACUUCACCUGGUACUUCCUGCUCAGCGCCUCCACCUUCGAGUUCUUCACGCCGUUCGUGUCGGUGUCCUUCUUCAACCUCAGCAUCUACCUGAACAUCCACCGGCGGAACAAGGCGGGGGCGGCGUGCGUCGACGGCGAGGCCCAGCCCCCGAGGAGCGGCCGCAAGCGGCGGGAGGGCGCGGCCUGGUCGGCGUUCUUCGUCAAGACGCGGAAGGUGUCGUCCAGCGAGCCCACGGCCAUUUCCGCAGUGAUCGAGGACGACGACAUCCUGUCCCCGUCCUCCUGCGGGGAGCCUGACACCAGCCAGAUCUUCAUGCAGCGGGAGAGGUUCUCUCCCACCAGAAAGAACUCCCGGGUGUUCCAGCACACGGCGUCCUGCCUGGCGCCCGGCCGCAGGACGCCGGGUUCCCGCCUCACCCGCGAUAAAAAAAUAGCCAAAUCGCUGGCCAUCAUCGUGUGUACGUUUGGGAUUUGCUGGGCUCCUUACACCCUGCUCAUGAUCAUCCGCGCCGCCUGCAGCGGCGAGUGCGUGGCGCACUACUGGUACGAGAUCACGUUCUGGCUUCUGUGGCUGAACUCCGCCAUCAACCCCUUCCUGUACCCGCUGUGCCACAGCAGCUUCCGAAGAGCCUUCUCCAAGAUUCUGUGUCCUAAAAGACAAUCGGUGCAGCCUCAGUUUGAGGCUCAGUCUUGUUAGGUGAACUUCCAGCCUGCCGAGGGUCGGACACUGUAAAAACCCAUCUACUGUUCUUCCAUGCAAAGAAAAUUUGACAGAAUGUGUGACAGCAAUACUACAACCGUUGUAGAUAUAUAGUAAUAUUUUUUAGCCAGAUGAAGGGACUCAAUUCCAUCGGCCUCUAUGAAAUUCAGUCUAAUGGCCACAUGGCGCGCAUCAUUUAAAAUGUAUGCUAACCAUCACAGACAAUCUCUGCCAGCAGCCAGACGGAAGGCGUCUUACCGCUCUAAGCUGCCUUUCAUAAAAUGAAGGAAGGAAAUUCCCUUAUUCGUCCCACACUUGGGUAAUUGGUUCUCAUCUCCUGGGGGAACGGCGAACAGAUUAAGGCACCCAGGGACCGACCUGGUGCCAGAAGGGGGGUCGAACCAGGGACCUUCAGCAGCCCAGGCUGGUGAUCUACCUACUGAGAGCACCUGAAUGAGGACCUGUUGUGUACCAUACUUCAGAUAUAAGACACUGGAGCUCAGAGCCCUGGAGAUUGUUCAUUUGUCCGCCUCGAGGGAACAGCCUGGUUUUUAUGUUCCUAAUUAAAGCAACUAAAGGUGAGGGAACUAUUGACUGUUUUCUAUGGCUCCAGAAUUUCCGUGUACAUAAACUCUUCCACUUCAGAUUUCCGCUGCCGAUUGGCGAACGAAGGCCUUUCCUCUUUAAAAGGCCGCUGGGUGAACGGAAGGUUUUCAUCAAGCGGCAGCGAGUCUGACAACAAACCCGGACGCAGUUCACAGCACCUGAAAAGGAAGGAGUAAGCUGCGCUUGUUUAAUGAUUGCUGAGUGUACUUUUGUCACCGUGAUGUUUUAUAGCAUUAUAUCUGGGAAGCCGGAUGAGUCACCUGUCAUCUGAAUCUGCACUUAACGUGUCCUUGCUGAUGUUCAAAAUGUACAGAUCUAUAAAAAUGACUCAAGCAUUAAAACGUCUGUACAAUUUCA